AUGUGCAAUCAGGCAUUUGUGGAUAUUAAAACUGGACCUCUUGGGAAACAAAUUUCUUUCAAGAUAGACACUGGCGCACAGUGUACCCAUGAACCUUCUGCACAGACCAAGUAUGUAGAAUUUCAUGUAGUAGACACCCAGUCACCACCCUUGUUUGGUUUUCAGACUUCCAUAGAUUUUGGCCUAGUUAAACUCGCACAUGCUGUCACUUCCAAUUAUGUAUCCUCCCCGCUUAACAAAACAGCAGUGCUGAAUGAAUAUUCUCAGGUUUUUAAGGGCAUUGGCUCUAUUCCAGGGCAAUGUUCUAUUUAUCUGAAACAUGAUGCUAAACCUGUGGUUCAUCCUCCACGUAGGAUUCCUGUUGCAUUACGAGAUAAAUGCAAGAAGGAGCUUGAUAAGAUGGAGAAAUUGGGGGUCAUUACAAAAGUAAGUGAGCCUACUGAGUGGGUCAAUUCAAUGGUGACAGUACAGAAAAAAUCAGGUGACUUGCGAAUAGUACUUGAUCCGGGUGACUUGAACAGAAACAUUCAACGUCCUUAUCAUCCGACAAAAACACUGGAUGACAUACUUCCCCAGCUAAACGGUGCUACAUUUUUUACAAAAUUAGACGCUAGGUCAGGUUACUGGGCCAUGCAUUUGACAGAGAAGUCUUCCAUGUUGACUACAUUCAAUACCAUAUUUGGGAGGUACAGGUAUCUGAGGCUUCCAAUGGGUAUUUCGUCUGCGAUGGAUCUGUUCCAAAAGAAAAUAGACGAAAUAUUUGAGGGUCUCCCAGGGGUAGCUGCCAUAGUAGACGAUAUUUAG
Mercenaria mercenaria is the source of this 804-nucleotide messenger RNA. RefSeq lists its product as uncharacterized. Lineage: Eukaryota; Metazoa; Mollusca; Bivalvia; Venerida; Veneridae. The transcript is spliced from 2 exons. The coding region runs from base 1 to 804 and encodes 267 amino acids. The record is from RefSeq and is a predicted model, not a curated record.